Messenger RNA from Ornithodoros turicata, 1988 nucleotides. RefSeq lists its product as uncharacterized. NCBI's taxonomy places the organism in Eukaryota, Metazoa, Arthropoda, Arachnida, Ixodida, Argasidae. The record is from RefSeq and is a predicted model, not a curated record. The coding region runs from base 250 to 942 and encodes 230 amino acids. Gene Ontology annotation, molecular function: protein binding. The transcript is spliced from 6 exons.
GCAUGCCCACUAGGGAUAUCUGCCGGACAGGGCCGAACGAGCACCGUCUCGUAACGUUCGCAGGUCGUUCUAGGUGUCGUUGACGUCAACUUUGUUCCUGACGACAUGCCAUAUCGUACGGCAUGUCGAUACAGACCGGGGUUCCAUGAUUAGGCGACGAGGAUGGCUAUGAGAUAGGCCACCCGGAAAAACCACGAGGAACGGGAAGCUUCGACCGAAGGUUGCACCGACAGUGGGUGGAAUUCUGUCAUGGCAAACGCUUUAGGUGUUACGGCUCUGUGGAUUAUGUUAUGUUCACUUCUAUUUAGUGCCAGGGAUGUCGCAGGUGCAUACUACAUGGAAGACUAUUGCGGCAGUCAAGUUUCUGUCCCGGUGCCUCUUCUUGGAGAAGCAUCCUCAGAGAUUAUAGGAGCACUCAAGGACACCGUGGAGAGAGUGAAAGAGCCAUGUGCCUCUUCCCUGCAUCUGCAAACAGUCGCCCCAGCUCAACUGGGGAUCGUCAUCGAGGAGCUGAAUACGUUCAAGGAUCCAAAUGAAAAUUUCUGCAUUAAUUAUGUCGACAUGCAUCCACUGGAGUCGUUUUUGACGCGUUUUUGUGGCCUCCUCGAAGACCUGGCUGAGACCUCUGACGCGUCUGAAGGGAAUGAACUGGAUAUCUUAUGGAACAGAGCCACCGUACAACUGGAAGAGAAAGGCCUUCAACUUGCCAUCACUGCUUUUAUACUGGCAGAGAACGGAAAGUGCCCAGAAAACAUGUACCACUGCACCAACGGCCGCUGCAUUGACCAACGAUGGCGGUGCGACAGCGUCAACAACUGCGGGGACAACUCCGACGAAUCAGAAUGCACUGCUCGCGUGUUUCCAGGCAUGAACUCUUCAGCAAUGCGCAAAGCGUCACUGCUGCUUGUGGUUGUACUGACGACACUUGUGCUGCGAAGGUGACGGUCAUUAGAGUAGCCCAUGCUGUUUAGAAACAACGAAGGAGUGGCAAGCUCAGGGCAAAUCCGUUGCAACUAUAGAGUUCAAAAGAGUCGACCGCACUAAUUACAUUUCAUGAGAACUGAUGCUGUGAUUUCUGUGUUGUGUGUGUUUCCACAUCUACGGCUGCAUGGUGCAAUGGCAGAUCUCCACACGUCACGUGGUACCUGGACAUGGAAAGAACGUGUGUGAAUGACUGUACGUGAUACAAGUUCCAUGAACGUCCCAAGUCACUUCAGCGAAAGACAGAACGGCGAAAACUGCCUGCGGAUAUCUCAGGGAAGCACGACGGAAACUUACUCGAUGGCAAAUGACAAAAAACAAUGUCAAUGUCAAAUGUCAAUGUCAACAAUGUCAAAAUGUCAAAAACCGCGCGGAAGGCCAUAUAUAUAGGCAGCACCUGAGAGCCAAGUGUAGCUUCGUUGUCACUGUAAAUUCAGAAACUCGGUGUCUAUUGAAAAAAAUCGCACAAUAGCCCCCAGGACAUUUGACCUAUAGGACCUUUGUCACAUCAAAGGCUCCGCUGCAGAAAUUUCCGUCACCCCUCUCACCAAUGAGGAGUGUACACCGUACCUGCUGUUGUUUUUGUUUAAUUUUGCAACCCCCUAUAAUUUCUGAGAUUGCUCAAUACAACAACAAAUAAGUAAUGAUGAUGUUGUGGGAUGUUUCGCUGCUGAGGCGGCACCCUAUCCCAUUGCUUGAGGGAGAGAACAUGGUGAAUGAGCAUUGGAAGCUCGGGGACCCCCCCCCCCCCCCUUACCCACACCCACACACAAGUCAGUUUCUGGGGAAACUGUGCUCUAUGCUCUGCUGUCCAGUCGGGCCAAGGUUGCCCUUGAGAUCAUCUGGAUUCUGGCGACUCAAACCGACCCAUUCGGCCAGGCCUACAGGUUUUGUGCGUUCCUGUACAGUUACUAUGUGCUGUGUGAAUGGUUAUUGAUGAUUACGUAUGACAGUACCUAAAGUUACAGAGCAAAUAAACUUUUAUUUAUUUAGUUUUUAGAACUAUU